This is a messenger RNA of Rhizophagus irregularis DAOM 181602=DAOM 197198, 1435 nucleotides long. The record is from RefSeq and is a predicted model, not a curated record. Lineage: Eukaryota; Fungi; Glomeromycota; Glomeromycetes; Glomerales; Glomeraceae.
AAUAUAUAAGGAAUUUCGAUAUAAUUACAUAGUGUAAUGGCUCAUAGUAAUGAUAAAGUUUCAAGUAGUACCAAGGAAUCUGGAGUUAUUUUUAUUAAUGGUGACAAAAGUAGUGGAUUAUUUAAACCCGCAGUAAAAUCAUUAGAUGAUCGUGAUGAUGGCAGAAGUAGAAAUGCAGAUACAUUUAUUCUUGAAAGCAAUUUAAAAUGGAUUCCUUAUGAUAAAUUUAAAAAUGUUGAACGUAUUGGUGAUGGAGGAUUUGGAAUUAUAUACAAAGCUAUUUGGUCAUUAAAAAGCGGAGAUAAAGAAGUGAUUCUUAAAAGUUCAAAAUCAAAUUUGGACAAAUCUUUAAUAAAUGAAUUGAUAUAUCUUGCAAAUUGUUUGGAAUCAACGGAAAUUAUUAAUUUAUACGGAUACACAAAAAAUCCAGAUACUUUGAAUUAUAUGGCAGUAAUGAAAUAUGCAAAUAAAGGUAAAUUAAGAAGGAAUUUAGCAAAAGUAAUUGAAAUGAAUUGGAAACAAAGAUUAUGUAUAUUAUAUAAAAUUAUUUCUGGGCUUCAUGAAAUCCAUAAUCAAAAUCUUAUUCAUUGUGUUUUAAGUGAUGCUAAUAUUUUAGUUCAUAAAGGUGAAGAGGAUAAAGAGAAUACUUUUUUUAUUGGUGGGUUUGGAUUAUGUCAACCAGUAUCUUUUAAAAAAGGGGAUAUUUUUGGUGUUAUGCCAUUUGUGGCACCUGAAUUAUUUAAAGGUAAACCUUAUUCUCAAGCUAGUGAUAUAUAUAGUUUUUCUAUGAUUAUGUGGGAAUUUACAUCUGGAGUACCACCAUUUGAUAGAGAAUUUGAACUUGAUUUUAUUUUAAGUAUUUGUGGAGGUAAACUUCCUGAAAUUAUUGAAAAUACUCCACAAUGUUAUGUAGAUUUAAUGAAAAGAUGUUGGAAUACUGAUCCAUUAAAAAGGCCAUCUGCAUCAGAAGUUAGGGGUAUUAUUGGAAGCUGGAUUUUCCAUUAUUCUGAUAAUACUAAUGAUGAGUUAAUAAGCAAUGAUAUUAUGGAAUUUAUAAAUGCACCAGUUGGAUAUGCAACUGAAUCUCUUCCACAAUUUCUUAGUAAAAAAGAAUUGGAAGAAAUUCUUGAAAAUAAAUAUUUAGAACCAAGUGUAAGUAUAGAUCUGAAUGAAAUGCUAGAUUUGGAUGAUUUGGAUGAUUAUACAAUUAAAGAUACGAAGUCACUAGAUGAGGAUUAACUUAUCAUUUGCGUUUUGUUUAAAAUGGUUUAGUUAUAUCAUGCAUUAAACAGAACAUGCAUUUUAUUUUAUUCUUUUGAAUUAUUUAAACACUAAGGCUAGAGUAGUAAAAUAUUUUACGAGUUUCUUAGUUUGUAAUUUAAAUAGUUUCUUUUCUAUAACUUAUCGAUUAUUAAUUAUGUAUCCCUUUUUUUAC